This is a messenger RNA of Xiphophorus couchianus (Monterrey platyfish), 3604 nucleotides long. It is a transcript of the gene pes1, whose product is annotated as pescadillo. Gene Ontology annotation, molecular function: RNA binding. The record is from RefSeq and is a predicted model, not a curated record. Gene Ontology annotation, cellular component: nucleolus; PeBoW complex. The coding region runs from base 139 to 1869 and encodes 576 amino acids. NCBI's taxonomy places the organism in Eukaryota, Metazoa, Chordata, Actinopteri, Cyprinodontiformes, Poeciliidae. Gene Ontology annotation, biological process: maturation of LSU-rRNA from tricistronic rRNA transcript (SSU-rRNA, 5.8S rRNA, LSU-rRNA); ribosome biogenesis. The transcript is spliced from 15 exons.
CGUUUCGACGUAACUCCUUGCGCAUGUCUGACAACACGUGCAGCAGCAGCAGCGGCACAACUUCCAUCUGUUAGCUUGUUAUUUGUUUCCGUAAAUAAGAUUUUCUCCCAGUGCUGUGGAGCGACAGCUCGUCUAUAAAUGGGGGGUCUUCAGAAGAAAAAGUAUGAGCGGGGCUCCGCCACCAACUACAUCACCAGGAACAGAGCACGAAAGAAGCUCAUGCUGAGCCUCCCUGACUUCAGGCGGCUGUGCAUUCUUAAAGGAAUUUAUCCACAUGAGCCAAAACACAAGAAGAAGGUGAACAAAGGCUCCACUGCUCCAAGGACCUUCUACCUGCUUAAAGACAUCCGGUUUCUACUGCAUGAGCCAAUUGUGUCCAAGUUCAGAGAGUACAAGAUCUUUGUGCGUAAACUAAGGAGGGCUUAUGGAAAAACAGAGUGGUCUGCUGUUGAAAGACUCAAAGAGAACAAGCCGGCCUAUAAAUUGGACCACAUUGUGAAAGAAAGGUACCCCACCUUUAUCGACGCACUACGUGACAUUGACGACGCCCUCUGCAUGGGUUUUUUGUUCUCCACAUUUGCCCGAACGGGAAAAUGUCAUGUGCAAACAAUCCAAUUGUGCAGACGCCUGACUGUGGAGUGGAUGAACUACGUGAUUGCAUCUCGUGCGCUCAGAAAGGUUUUCCUCUCCAUCAAGGGAAUAUAUUACCAAGCUGAGGUCAUGGGACAACUCAUUACAUGGCUGGUGCCAUAUCAGUUCUCCCAUGAUCACCCAACAGAUGUUGACUACAGAGUCAUGGCGACUUUCACAGAGUUGUACACAACUCUCCUGGGGUUUGUCAACUUCAGACUCUACCAGUCUCUCAACUUGGUGUACCCUCCAAAGCUGGAUAGUAAAGCAGAAUCAGAGCUCAAAGAAGACGAUGAAGAGGACUAUGCCAUGAAUUCAGAGAGCUACACUGAGAAACUUUCAGCUCUUAGUUCCAGCCUGGCACGUGUUGUUUCCUCAGAGGAGGAGGAGGAUGCUAAACUUGAUGAGUUUCCUGAUGAAGGGGAGGACAUGGAGAAGAUGGAAGCCAGGGAGAAGGAACAGAAACAGUUGGAAACCCAGAAAAAGAUAUUUGAGGGGCUCAAAUUCUUCAUCAACAGAGAAGUGCCCAGAGAGUCGCUGGCGUUUGUCAUCAGGUGUUUCGGUGGUCAGGUGUCCUGGGAUAAAUCUGUUUGCAUUGGAAGCACAUAUGAUGUCACAGAUGAGACCAUCACACAUCAGAUUGUUGACAGACCUAAUGUGGACAAACAGUACAUGAACAGGUACUACAUCCAGCCGCAGUGGGUGUAUGACUGUGUCAAUGCUAAAAUCCGCCUCCCUGUGGAGGACUACUUUCUUGGAGUAAAUCUGCCUCCUCAUCUGUCUCCAUUUGUGGAAGAGAAGGAAGGAGACUAUGUUCCCCCAGAGAAGCUGAAGAUAAUGGCCUUACAGCGAGGAGAAAAACUUGCUCAACAAGAUGAGGAAGAGGAGGAAGAGGAGGAAGAGGAAGAAGAUGAAAAUGAAGAGGAGGAAGAUGAUGAAGAGGAGGCCGAAGAGAAGAACCUCAAAAAGAUGGAGGAGCAAAGAUCUCAGGGGAAGUCUCUUCAAGUUAAAGUGACGCCUGGAAAAGUGAAGGUAGAAAAUCCCGCUCGCUUGGAGCAGGAGGAGAAGGCAGAGGAAAAACGUCUUGCCAUCAUGAUGAUGAAGAAAAAGGAGAAGUACCUGUAUGACAAGAUCAUGUUUGGAAAAAAGAGAAAAGUCAGAGAGGUGAACAAGCUUGCUGCCAAGAGGAAAGCGCAUGAUGAUGCUGAGAAAGCCAAGAAGAAAAAAGCAAGAAAAUAACUCCUUUGAUGAUUUUUGUCUGAACCUGACUUUAUGUAUAAAACUUUAUGAAUUAGUGGGGCAAGUUGGCAUUUCAUAAAACCUGAAACUGCAUCUGUGAGCUCUCUGCAUGAAGUAUAUGCAACCUCUGUGUGUGGUUGCAUUGGCCUCAUGUUAAUACAGAAAUCAAGGAUUCUCCGUCAUGCUCUGUAAUUAUUGAUUUAAAGCCAAUUCUUGUCAACUUUGAGUUUUCCUUCUCUACAUUGUAAAACAUUUGCCACAUUUUAAUGUCUGUUUGAAAUGACUUUAAUUUUAAAGUAAAAACUUAUUCAACUUCUAACAGAUCUGCUUAUUUUACAACUGUAAUUUAUAAAUUUUUUUACUUAUAUGGUGGCAGCCAUUUCACAUCGUGGUUCCAAUGCAUAUUUAUUUCUUGGAAAUUUUUUAUAGUUGUAAUACAAAACGACAGGCACACAAUAAGCUGCAGAUUGUGUGACUGAGUUAUUUGAAACACAAUAAGGUGGAAGAUAAUUACAUAGUGGAGUUCAAGCAGAGAGGUCAUUCAUUCUUUAGAAAAACCGUCAUCUAAUCCUUAUUUAAGAACAAAGAAAAGCAUAAAAGAAACUGUAAAUGGGGUCAUCCCAGUUAUUUACUAUUGUACAUUGAAUAAAAAUGGGAAAAUAAGAUGAAAACGGAAAACAACUAUUUUAGUGAAUCAAAGAUUUUAAAGACUGCCAGUAAUUAUAAGAAAGAAAAAGAUUUUCAUUUAACAGUUAGAACUAAAACAAUUAUAACAAUGUGAAGCCACACAAUAGGUUAUAGGUGCCACAAACUUCUAAUUGGUGAAGAAAAUGUGAAGAUGCUGCCUGACGUGAAGAGAAACUGCAUCGUUUUCUGGACUGAUGAAACCUUUAUAGGUAGUUUUGAAUUUAGUCUGACAGAGGAGCCACAAACGUUGAAUGGAAAACAAUAAUAUAAGGUGCUUCUCAAAAAACACUUGAGGUGUAUUCUUCUCAAACCACGAAUUAUGGGUCAAAAUGCUUUAGUGUUUUGUUUUCUUAGACUUAAGAGGAGAUGCUAUUAAACUGAGUUUUCCCAAUAAGACAGUGAACCUAAUACACCACAAUGCAAGAAAUAUUUUGGCUCUAAAUUGACAAGAUAAACUUUAUGAAGUGAACCCAAUAGAAAACCUUUGGGUUUAAUAUAAAUGUUUCUGAGCCAAACCCUAGAACUCCAGAGGAUCUAUGAAGGGAAAUUCAGUCCUGAGCUGGAAAAUCUGUCCAUCUCCAGAAGAUGUUCAGUUCCAGGCAACACAAGUGAGAAGCAGCUAAUAGAAACAUUGGAAAUACAGCUAAAUAUUAGUUAAUUGGAAAAAAAGAACUAUUGUUUUAUACCUAGGAUCCACCUGAAUAUGAGAUAGUCUUGCAAGCAUGCAUGAUUGUAUUGACUUUAUUAAUUGAACUUCAUUUAUCAGGGUCCCUUGAGACAACAGUUAUGAGUUGCUAUUUGUAGGUGAAUAGAUUCAAAGGAAAACUAAGUCUUAAAGAAUUUUUUUAUAUUUUUGCAGUUUGUGUUUUUCAAUUUUUAAAAAAAUGCAGACGCUGCUGUUUUGUUGACCCGACUAAUUCAUUUUUUUCUCACUUUCUGUUGAAUGAUGACAAAUUAACAAAUUUUUAUAUCAUGAUCUGCAUUGGAUUAGGUUGUGUAGUGUUCCCAGUUGAUUUGGCUGGAUGGAUAUAAAAGCUAUUAAAAUGUU